UAAUUCGUAAAACCAGAAAAUGCAGUAACAAAAUUUAAAGUGCAUUAUUUUACCUUAUUAACAAAUACUGCAGCUAAUUUGGUAGCCAAAGCUUUCCGAUUGUGUGCCAGUAAUCAAAGCAAAAGUAAUAAUUCAUGUAUUAAACUAUUCGCAUGACGUAGUUGGGUUAAAAGUGAAACCACAACAAUAAGGAACGACGUCAACUGAUAGAGAUCUGUGUGAGCAGAGCGCGCCGUAGCGCCCUCGUUGCUGAUUUAAGGAUGUUGUUGCGUGGCGGGCAACUGUUGCACAGCAGACAACAGCAGUUCAGUCGAGCACUUUACCAGUGGAGACUGCCACAGAGCUUCAAUGGCAUCGGACACAGUGCUCUGCAAAGUAACGAGUGUGCACUGCUCCGUUUGCAGGCACGCAGUCGUCUGGGCGGAGGAGGAGGAAGCAACCAUAAAUGGUGGAUAAUGCCGCGACGCUGGAGCACUAGUGAUGGCAAGGAUAAAAAGGACACGGCGUCUGUGGCAAAAGCCGAAAAAGUUAGUCAAGUAAAAAAGGAAGAGCUGCCUGGGGGCACAAAGACAAAGUUUGAGGUGAAAACGUCAAAGGGCAUUCUAUCAAUCACAACCACCAUCGAGGACUCAAAGAUUAAUGAAAUUGUCUUUGAAAAAACAGAGCUAUCGCCAGUAGCCAAGCUAAAUGAGCCAGCUUUAAAUAUUGUUGCCUCGGAAACCAUCGCACCGACAUCGAGUGCUCAGCCUUUGGCCUCACCGCCUGUUCCUCCGCCAGCUCAAAUGGAAGCUAUUGAAACAGCAGCACCGACGACUCCAACUGUGGCACCUGCGCCAAAGCGACCCCGCUUCGAUUACCGAAUCUCGCUAGAGCGCAAUUUUGUGACGCCCGCUCGGGCAAUAUCCGACUUCAUGCUGUCAGCCACAGAUCUGGAGAAGCUGCCCAAGAUCAAACGUCGUUCGCCAUACGAACAGGAGCCACCCAUGACCGUCUACUGGCGGCGAGAUGUCGAGGCAAAGGCCUUAGAGGUGUGGGGCUCACGGGAUGGCAUUGUGCGAGAGCGGCUGAAACGUGAUCUGGAACGCAAACAGUAUCAGCAAAAUGUGUUUACGGUCAAGCGUCGCUUGCGUGACUAUAGAAGGGAGAUGGGCUCACGUACGAAGUUAAUACAGGAGAACAGACAGGAUGCUGAAAAGUCCGGCCAAGUGGUGGCUACCGCCAUUGCCAUAAAUGCAGCGAAUCUGCUUUUUAAGUUUGGUGGUUGGAUAUACAGUGGCUCUCACAGCAUGUUUGCGGAAGUCAUCCAUUCGCUGGCGGAUUUAAUCAAUCAGCUGAUCCUGGCCUUUGGCAUCUAUAAGUCGUCCCAGGAGCCGGACACGGAUCAUCCGUAUGGCUAUAUGAACAUGCGCUACGUCUCUUCUCUUAUCUCCGGCGUGGGAAUCUUUUGCGUUGGAAGUGGGCUAUCCAUUUACCAUGGCAUCGAGGGCAUCAUUCAUCCGCAGCCUAUCGGAGAUCUCUUCUGGGUCUAUUGUAUAUUGGCAGGCUCGCUAGUCUCCGAGGGCGCAACACUUGUGGUUGCCAUCAACGAACUAAAGCGAUCAGCGCGUGUUAACAAUAUGAGCUUUAAGGAUUACGUACUUAGUGGCAAGGAUCCCUGCGUUAAUGUGGUGCUCUGCGAGGAUGCUGCAGCUGUUGCCGGUGUCAUGAUAGCUGCCGCCUGUAUGGGUCUGAGCACCUACACUGGAUCACCGCUAUUCGAUGCGGCUGGUUCGUUAGUCAUUGGAGCGCUAUUGGGUGGUGUUGCAUCAUUCAUCAUUUACACGAAUGCCAAUGCGUUGGUUGGUGUUUCCAUAUCCAUGGAGCGUUUGGAGAAGAUCAACUCUGCGCUAGAGGCUGAUGUGAUGAUUCGGGCUAUUUACGAUGUCAAGGGCAUUGAUAUUGGAAAUGGACGUGUGCGCUAUAAGGCUGAGCUGGACUUUGAUGGACGGGAAUUGACGCGCUCAUAUUUAGAUAAACAAGAUCUUAAUAAGCUGCUGACGACUGUGCGAGGCUUUCGUAAUGUGGACGAUCUAGAAAGCUUUUUGCUGGAUCAGGGAGAGAACAUUGUUGACCUCAUGGGUGGUGAAAUUGAUCGCAUUGAAAUGAAUCUACGCACUCAUUUCCCAGAAAUUCGUCACGUCGAUCUUGAAAUACUCUAAAGCCUUUGUUGCUGGAUGUACUUGCAAUCAAAAUUUACCCGUGUAGUUUCUAUUUAUUCCGAUAGUCGGUUUAGUUUUGGAAAAUAAGUUAUGGCUGUUCUUCGGGUGGGCAAUGGAAAAAAAUAAGGAUAAUACUUAAUAAGCUUAAAAAUAUAGUCGUUGUUGAAUCGUACAGCUAAGUUGAACUUAUCCCUUUACAAAAUUUUUGUUUUUUAGUCUUGACUUUACUAUUUAAGGGAAAAAACUCGUUUAUAAUUCUGUAUUAAAAAUUGUAACAUGAUAUAUAUAGUCAAGCUUCUCUAACUGAUAUCGACUACAGAUAAUUGGACAUAGGAAAAAUGCUAUAUAACAUUUAUUUUCGGCUCAUUCGGGUCAGAGAAGUGCGACUAUUUGAAGAGAACUGCCUAAAAUAUCUGCUAUGUAUUAUUGAAUAAAAAUUGUCGCUAUUAAUU
Messenger RNA from Drosophila innubila, 2650 nucleotides. RefSeq names its product zinc transporter 9 (gene ZnT49B). The transcript has 8 exons. The record is from RefSeq and is a predicted model, not a curated record. Gene Ontology annotation, biological process: transmembrane transport; zinc ion transport. Gene Ontology annotation, cellular component: membrane. Bases 261 to 2198 code for a protein of 645 amino acids. Lineage: Eukaryota; Metazoa; Arthropoda; Insecta; Diptera; Drosophilidae. Gene Ontology annotation, molecular function: monoatomic cation transmembrane transporter activity.